UUUAUCUAAAAUCAAUAAAACUACCAAAACUGCCAUAAUUUGUAAACAAUUAAUAUCGUUUACUUUCGUUCACGAUAUAGUUAUUAGAUAACUUAUAUAUUUUAUCUACAUCAUACUCUCGUUUUUAGUUUUAUAAUGUUUGGUAGGUAACUACUACUCAAUUGUUUAGUAGUCUAGGCAUCUAGUAUAAUCGAUUUUAAAUGUCGGUAUGAUUAAUUAUGAGUGUGAAGUGUGUUUUUAAAUUAUUUAAUUUGUUCUUUGUCACGAUCUGAUGAAAUCUUAAUAAUUUUCUACUAGCUUUUAGUCUUUUAGCAUUAUUGUAUUCGUUUAAAAUCUCGGCAAAGGCUGAGACUUUGAAAAUGUUAAACUAUGAAGGCUGGUAGACAGCAAAAUUGGUAAUUAGAUGGGUAUUAUACUUCCAAGCCCUGGCUUAGUUACAGCUCUGGUGUAAAUUGUCUUCUCAAUUAAUUAUUAGUUUAUAAAAAAGUAAUUUUAAAAACUUUUGCUCUCUGUGUAGCACUUUGUCAAUAAAGCAGUCUAAAAAUUAAAAUAGUUCAAAAGACAACAAGACUUGGUGCUCAAAACUAGUGAUAAUUAUUUCCAGACAAUGGAUGACACUAAAGUGAUUGCGUCACUCGAUACUUUCUACUCUGCGUGCAUGGAUUUGCGGAAACAUAACUAUGACAGAUGCAUCGAAAGCUGUACAAUAAUUUUAUCAAAAAACCCGUAUGACCAGGCAGCAUGGGCUCUAAAAAUGCGUGCAUUAACUGAACAACUAUCCAUUGAUGAUAUUGAAGCAGAAGAAGAAGGCAUUGCUGAUUCUUACUUUAACUCCGAUGCAAUAGCUGAAAAUGCUAGAGUAGGUACAUCUUUAAGAACAGCACAAGACACAAGUAACCAAAGACCUCGGACAGUUAGUGGAAGACCCUUAAGUGGUAUAGUUCGUCCAUCAACUUCAUCUGCUGGUGGCAAUAAUUUACAGUUGGCUUUAAAAACACCACGUACUGUUGGUUCCUCAAGACCAUUAACGUCUCAAUCAGCUAGAAAUAUACGCCUUGGUACUGCAUCAAUGGUCUCCCAAAUUGAUGGUCCUUUUAUUAAUAUAUCUCGUUUAAAUUUUCCUAAAUAUGCAUCUGAUAAACAACUUUCAAAGUUGUUAUUCAACUACAUCUAUUAUCAACAAAAUGAUAUUAGAAAUGCAUUAGAUUUUGCUGUGGAAGCAACUAAAUUUUGCAACUUUGAGGACCCUUGGUGGAAAGUGCAAUUGGGCAAAUGUUACGUUAUGUUAGGAUUACUACGAGACGGGGAAGCACAAUUUAGAUCUGCUUUACAACAUGGACCUAAUAUUGAAGUUUUCUUACGCCUUUCACGAUUAUUUAUUCGCCUUGAUCAACCUUUAAGUUCGUUAGACAUAUGUCAGAAAGCCAUGUCUUGGUUUCCACAUGAAGUUGCAUUACUCAUAGAAAUUGCUAGAAUAUUUGAAGGUCUAAAUAAUAUACCAAUGUCGGUUAAAUACUAUAGAGAUAUACUUGAAUUGGAUGCUACAGAUAUGGAAUCAAUUGCAUGUAUUGGAUUGCAUCAUUUUUAUUCUGAUCAGCCUGAAGUAGCUCUAAGAUAUUAUAGGAGACUGCUGCAAAUGGGCUUAUACAAUGCUGAACUCUUUAAUAACCUUGGGCUUUGCUCAUUCUAUGCCCAACAAUUUGAUGUAGUUACUGCCUGUUUUGAAAAUGCAUUAAGAUUAGCAUUGGAUGAUAAUGCAGCAGAUGUCUGGUACAAUAUCAGCCAUGUCGCAAUUGGAUUUGGAGAUUUGGAUAUAGCUGAGCACAGUUUGCAUUUAACAUUGUCUUUAAAUAGUUCCCAUGGUGCAGCUCUAAAUAACUUGGCUGUAUUACAGUGGCGUAAAAACAAUGUGUCCCAGGCUGAAUCCUUGUUGAACUCCGCAAUAGCAGCUGAAGAUCACCUUUAUGAACCACAUUAUAACAGAGCUUUACUAGCUCAAGAGGAAGGUGAUCACCAAACAAGUUAUGCUAUGGUAAAGAAGUCGCUUUCAAUAUAUCCUAAUCAUUACAAUUCUAGAGAUAUUUUAAACGAAUUAAAAAAAUAUUUUUCUAGUCUUUAAAAAUGAUUAGUUUAGUCUAUAAUUUAUUAAUUAAUUGUAUAGUUGUAUCUCUUGGUCAUAUCUUUAACAUGUAAUUAAGGAUGACAUUAUAAUUAAAUAUUAUCUAUCAGGUAACAUUUUUUUUACUUAUAAACAAACUGGUUGAAAUAAAUAUAUAUGUUUUUUUUCUUUUUGUUUUGUAACAUUUUUGUUGGAAUUGUCUAGUAUAGAAUGAAUAAUAA
Molecule: messenger RNA, 2340 nt
Organism: Rhopalosiphum padi (bird cherry-oat aphid)
Lineage: Eukaryota; Metazoa; Arthropoda; Insecta; Hemiptera; Aphididae
Gene: BBS8
Product: tetratricopeptide repeat protein 8
Exons: 9
Coding region: 608-2119 (503 amino acids)
Biological process (GO): non-motile cilium assembly
Cellular component (GO): BBSome; non-motile cilium; ciliary basal body
Molecular function (GO): protein binding
Source: RefSeq, a predicted model, not a curated record